Messenger RNA from Lactuca virosa, 570 nucleotides. NCBI's taxonomy places the organism in Eukaryota, Viridiplantae, Streptophyta, Magnoliopsida, Asterales, Asteraceae. The record is from the annotation of a GenBank genome assembly.
AUGGAAGUCUCAUAUUCAAUUUAUACUCUAGCCUCUAACAUUCUCCUAAUAAUACUUCUCUUCACUUACACCAUUAAUUCAAUCUCUGCCCUUGAGAAAACAAACACCGAGUUCAUCAGAGCAUCAUGCAGUUUGACAAGUUACCCUACACUCUGCUUCAACUCACUCUCAACUCGAUCAGGUGCAAUCCAAACAAGCCCUAAGCUACUAGCCCAAACAGCUCUUUCUAUCACCCUUGACACAACACGCACCACCUCAUUAGCAAUGAUAAAACUGUCACAAGUUCAUGGAAUGGCUCCACAAGAAGUUGCUGCCAUGAAAGACUGCAUUGAGUUGCUGAGUGACGCGGUAUACGAGUUGAAAAAAUCACUCGAGGAGAUGAGUCAACCGGGUUCAAAAGAUUUUAGGCUAGUGAUGAGUGACAUACAAACGUGGGUCAGUUCUGCAUUGACGCAUGAAGACACGUGCUCUGAAGGGUUUGUGAAUGACCCAAAAAUGAAAAGUGUGGUGAGAGGAAAGAUUGUGAAUGUUGCCCAUUUAACCAGCAAAUGCUUUGGCUUUGAUCAAUAA